AUGUCGUCGCCGAUAGCCUACCCCGUCGUGGUUGACGACAAGGACCUCGACGACGCCGCUUUGUGGGCAAUGAUCGAUUCCGCCACCGCCUCGCAUUCCUCAUCCAAGAGCAAAUCCCUCGCCAUCAAGUACUCCGAUCGCCAAUCCCCUUCUCCCAUCUCGAAACCCUCGCUGCAGCCGCCGCAGAAGUUCCAGAGGAUCUCCCGCGACUCCGGUGAAGUGGUGCACGAGCCGUGGGUUUACCGGCCACCGAGGAAGGUGGCUAGAGUUUGUCCUUCCGGUGAAAGCAGCCCUCUCGCUUUGGUCAGAAACGUGCAGAGGAUGCCGGCGGCGGAGGCUUAUUCCUCGCCGGAGAUCGGGAAGGUAAACGGAGCGCAUGAGCUGAGCAGUUUCACGGAGGUUUCGCCGCAGUGUUUCGGGAGGAACGAGGAGGAGAACGUGACCAGCAUGAGGCACAGCUUGUCUGGAAGGUUUCCUUCAGUUUCGCUGUUUAAGGAGUACCAGAAUGCAGCUAUGGCGAUUUUGGAGAAAACUGAUUACACUUUGAUUUCGGGGAAUCCUUUCAUUAAAAAGUCAGGUUGGAGAAAGAUAUCCUGUUUCUUCAAUAUUUCUUUUGAAAUCAGAGACAAAAAUAUCGAGUUUGAUGAGAAUCGCAAUGUUCAGCGAGCUGAGUUUGUGAUUCGUGCAUACAUGCAGGGUGGCAGGUUCUCAGAUGGAUGGGGUUCUUGUGAGCGACGCGAAAAGAAAUUUCAGAAACCAAAUCAUGAUAUUCCAAGCACAGCAGAGACUAGAGCCAAAAAUAAAGCUUGUCAAGACUUGCUAGGAAUCGGAGAAUACCGACCUGGUGCAGCAAGUCAAGUUCAUUGAUGUUAUAUAUGACUUUUG
Molecule: messenger RNA, 885 nt
Organism: Gastrolobium bilobum
Lineage: Eukaryota; Viridiplantae; Streptophyta; Magnoliopsida; Fabales; Fabaceae
Exons: 5
Coding region: 1-867 (288 amino acids)
Source: RefSeq, a predicted model, not a curated record